Scleropages formosus (Asian bonytongue) is the source of this 4117-nucleotide messenger RNA. RefSeq names its product potassium voltage-gated channel subfamily H member 7-like. NCBI's taxonomy places the organism in Eukaryota, Metazoa, Chordata, Actinopteri, Osteoglossiformes, Osteoglossidae. Gene Ontology annotation, molecular function: inward rectifier potassium channel activity. Gene Ontology annotation, biological process: regulation of membrane potential; potassium ion transmembrane transport. The record is from RefSeq and is a predicted model, not a curated record. Bases 164 to 3697 code for a protein of 1177 amino acids. The transcript is spliced from 16 exons. Gene Ontology annotation, cellular component: plasma membrane.
UAAGGCGAAGCGCGGAGAAAGGCGGCGGAGAGUGCGUGAGCGCGCGGCGCGAGGAUGAGCUGUGACAAAGGAGCGAGCGUCGAGCCCGAGGCGCGCUGACUCGCGAGGGGGUAUCGCAGCACAACGCGCGUUCGCAGCGCGCACAUCUGGACAUUUUUCCAUCAUGCCUGUGCGGAGAGGUCACGUCGCUCCACAGAACACCUUCCUGGGCAUCAUCAUCCGCAAAUUCGAGGGCCAGAAUAAGAAGUUCAUAAUAGCCAACGCGAGAGCACAGAACUGCGCUAUCAUCUACUGCAACGACGGCUUCUGUGAGAUGACGGGCUUCUCCCGGCCGGACGUCAUGCAGAAGCCAUGCACCUGCGACUUCCUCCACGGGCAGCUCACCAAGAGGCACGCCAUCGCUCAGGUGGCCCAGGCCCUGCUGGGCUCCGAGGAGCGCAAGGUGGAGAUCACCUACCACCGCAAGGACGGGUCGGACUUUCUUUGCAACACACACAUAAUCCCAGUGAAGAAUGAAGAAGGGGUGGUGAUGAUGUUUAUCCUGAACUUCGAUUAUGUCCUACAAGAAGGAAGCAGCGACUCUUUAGAAAUGCUUAACCACUCUUCCCCAAGCAGAUCUGACCACAGGAAGUCAAGAUUUUUCAGGUUUCGACUUCCUGUCUUGAGCCUCUUGGGUGCGAGUAAGCAGUCUCUUCCCCAGGAGGACCCCGACACUGUCACGAUUGACUCCCCCAAGGCGAGCGAUGGGGCUGAUGCACCAAAGGAGCUAAAAUCCACCACCAAGGAGAGCUGCUGUCCUGGUGAGGUCGAUGACACGCGGGCCCUCAUUGCCCACGGAACUGUGCCCGGGCCUCUUGACCACUCCUCUCCCAAGUGGCAGUGGGAUCGGCUGUACCCCGAGCAGCCCCCGUCGUCCACCUGCUUGGCCCACGUCACAUCCCGUGAGAGCAUUUGUAGCAUGCGCCGCGCUUCUUCCGUGCAGGACAUCGAGGGCUUCAGCUCCAAUGCUAAGAACACCUUCCGGGACCGGCAUGCGAGUGAAGACAAUGGUCGCAAUAUCAAAGGUCCAUUCAACCAUAUCAAGUCCAGUCUGCUGGGCUCCACAUCAGAUUCCAACCUGAAUAAGUACAGCACCAUCAACAAAAUCCCUCUCAUCACAUUGAACUUCUCCGAGGCAAACAAUGAGAAGAAGGCUGUCUCUCCCCCAUCCUCUGAGAAGACUAUUAUUGCACCAAAGGUCAAAGACAGAACGCACAAUGUCACGGAAAAAGUCACACAGGUGCUGUCGUUGGGAGCAGACGUGUUGCCUGAGUAUAAGCUGCAGACGCCGCGCAUCGACAAGUUCACCAUUCUGCACUACAGCCCGUUCAAGGCUGUGUGGGACUGGCUGAUCCUCCUGCUUGUCAUCUACACGGCCAUCUUCACACCAUACUCAGCUGCCUUCCUGCUCAACGACCGCGAGGAGCAGAAGAGGCGCGAGUGUGGGUACUCCUGCAGCCCGCUGAACGUGGUGGACCUCAUCGUGGACAUCAUGUUCAUCAUCGACAUCCUCAUAAACUUCCGCACCACUUACGUCAAUGCGAACGAGGAAGUGGUCAGCCACCCGGGGAAGAUCGCCAUUCACUACUUCAAGGGCUGGUUCCUCAUUGAUAUGGUCGCCGCCAUCCCCUUUGACCUGCUCAUUUUUGGAUCUGGGUCGGAUGAAACCACGACUCUGAUCGGGCUGCUGAAGACGGCACGGCUCUUGCGUUUAGUGCGAGUGGCGCGAAAGCUGGACCGUUACUCUGAGUACGGCGCUGCUGUCCUCAUGCUGCUUAUGUGCAUCUUCGCCCUGAUCGCCCACUGGCUGGCAUGCAUAUGGUAUGCCAUCGGCAACGUGGAGAAGCCCUACCUGGAGCACAAGAUUGGUUGGCUCGACAACUUGGGUGUGUCCAUUGGGAAGAGGUACAACUACAGUGACCCCAACUCCGGCCCAUCUAUCAAGGACAAGUACGUCACGGCGCUUUACUUCACCUUCAGCAGCCUCACGAGCGUGGGCUUCGGGAACGUCUCCCCCAAUACCAACUCCGAGAAAGUCUUCUCCAUAUGUGUCAUGCUGAUCGGCUCUCUCAUGUACGCUAGCAUCUUCGGCAAUGUGUCCGCCAUCAUCCAGCGCCUCUACUCGGGCACGGCCAGGUACCACUUGCAGAUGCUCCGCGUGAAAGAGUUCAUCCGCUUCCACCAGAUCCCCAACCCCUUACGCCAGCGGCUCGAGGAAUACUUCCAGCAUGCCUGGACCUACACCAAUGGCAUCGACAUGAACAUGGUUCUGAAAGGGUUUCCGGAGUGCCUGCAGGCAGACAUCUGCCUCCACCUGAACCGGAGUCUGCUGCAAAACUGCAAAGCCUUCCGAGGGGCUACCAAGGGCUGCCUGCGUGCCUUGGCCAUGAGAUUCAAGACCACUCAUGCCCCGCCUGGCGACACACUGGUUCACUGCGGGGACGUUCUCACCGCACUAUACUUCCUGUCACGUGGCUCCAUUGAGAUCCUGAAGGAUGACAUUGUGGUGGCGAUACUUGGAAAGAAUGACAUCUUUGGGGAAAUGAUCCACCUGUAUGCCAAGCCAGGGAAGUCCAACGCUGAUGUGAGGGCACUUUGUUACUGUGACCUGCAUACAAUCCAGCGGGAAGAUCUCCUGGAAGUUCUUGACAUGUAUCCAGAAUUUGCUGACCACUUCUUAACCAACCUAGAACUCACCUUUAACUUGAGAGAUGAGACUGCAAAGACAACUUAUUCUCAGCUAAGUGAUUCAGAUGGAGAGGAUAUCAAAUGUAAAAGAAAAAUCUCCUUCAAGCGAAAAUCAUCAUAUGGGGGGGAUAAAGAGGCAGAAGGCAACGUGGCCAAAGAGAAGCCGGCACAUUGCUCCUCCAGGCGGCCAUCAGAGAACAGAAAGGAGUCUGUGGAGGAGCAGUCCCCUGGGCAGGGGGCUGGGAUCCGGGGUCACCUCUCAGUGCGUGACAGCAUCCUUGGACUCAAGUGCGGUACCCAGUUGAGAGAAUGUCCAGACAGGAGUCAGACUUACCAAGCAGAUCUGCGUGGUGAGCAGGGGGCUUUGCAGAAGCCCAGGGAGCAGCUCGGUGAGUCAGCGCAGUUGCCGGACAUGCAGGGCAUCAUCGACGCAGACAGCGAGAUCACCUACGCCGAGGUGGAGCAUCGGCUGGACCUGCUGCAGGAACACCUGAACAGGCUGGAAUCUCAGAUGACAUCAGACAUCCAGAGCAUCCUGCAGCUUCUACAGAGACAGUCUGCUUCCGGACCCCCAGCCUACAGCACCGUGACGGCCAUCCCAGAGUACCAGAGACCUGCUGUUAUGGUUCAGCCCGUUUCUGCCAUCAGCCCUCGACAUAAUUUCAUCCCUCUCUCAUCGCAGAGUCCAGAACUCUUGGAUCUUGAGAAGUCCCAAGAUGAAUCCAAAGAAUCCUUCUUAAAGUUGGCCCAUGGGGACAUGGCAUCAGAACAGAACCUGUCAGCCCUGCUGGAACGGGCUGUGGCUUUGGACCACAGAAACACGCAGAACCAAAUGUGUCCCCUCGAACAGCAGAGGUCCAAAUCACUCCAGCUUCCAGUCCGACAGCCCCCCCUGUCCGACCCGUCACUCAGCACUGGAAUACUGGCGCUUCACAGGCCGGUCUCGGACCCUGGUCUUCCACGAAAGUAGGACUUUCCUGUCUGCCCGUUGGUCUUUCCAUCCAUCCUUCUCCAUCGCAAGCUAAAAUCCCCGUCAGUUUGACUCAGGGUACAGGAAGCUAUUGUACUGUCAUAUGCAAGAAAUAGUGUAGUUCUUUUAUUUUCAGAUUUCUACUUGAUGGUUCACUACUGAAAUGUAAAAACAGUAUGUACAUAUGUUUUUUUUCUUCUUUCUGUACAUAUUCCAGGUGCAACACUGCCAGCAAAGCAGGGCUCCUUACAUGCACCUUCUGGGAAAGACAUGCAUGUUUGAAAGUUUAUUUCCAUUGCAUGACCUACAUAAAUAGGACUGACUGGCAAUCAGGUCUGAAAUUGGCAUGUGUCGGUGCAUUGAAUAUAAGUUUUUAUAACAGUUUUGUCUUUUUUGAACACAAAAUAGGUUACUUGAAGA